Molecule: messenger RNA, 582 nt
Organism: Lactuca sativa (garden lettuce)
Lineage: Eukaryota; Viridiplantae; Streptophyta; Magnoliopsida; Asterales; Asteraceae
Source: RefSeq, a predicted model, not a curated record
AUGAGUCUAAAAGAUAUUGAAAACGAAGCUCAUAAACUUUAUGAGGCGAGUGGGAAUAAGUUCAACGACAUUAUUGUUUUUAAUGAUGUUAUGUGUAAACAUGAGAAGUGGGCUUUAGAGUUAGAUCGUGACACAACACGUUCCCGUCCUGAAUGUGAAGUGGGUAAUGAAGAAAGUGGUGGUAGCUCGAAAAGAUCAAAGACUACUGAAAAAGGGGAGUUUUGUGUCCAUUCCAACCCAGAAACGCCAACUAGUGAUGAUUCAACGGUUAAACGUCCAACAUGCAGAGAUGCAGCAAAAAAAGGGAAAGGUAAGGCUUCUAACGAAAUUGUUACAGAACUUCAUGCAAUGAGUCUUGCUAGAGAAAGUGAACUUGAAGUCAUGAAAAAAAGAAUCGACUUGGAUAAAGAAAUGCAGCAACAAAGAAUCGACUUAGACAAGGAAAGGGAGCAAAAAACAGAUGAAAGGGAACUCGUCAAGAUGCAACUUGUGCAUUUGAACACAUUGCUACAAAAGGAGCAUUUAUCUCUUGAAGAAGAAAACAUGAAACACUUUUUAAUUUGGAAGUUGUAUGGAAACUAA